This is a messenger RNA of Astrephomene gubernaculifera, 1157 nucleotides long. Lineage: Eukaryota; Viridiplantae; Chlorophyta; Chlorophyceae; Chlamydomonadales; Astrephomenaceae. The record is from the annotation of a GenBank genome assembly.
UAUUGAGCUGCACUGAUUAGGUAUUAAACUGAAAGCAGCAGCAGCAUUUUAUCCUGGAAGGAUACAAGACAUAACCUGCCGUUCCAUGAUUUAGCUUCCACGCAGGCGCCUAAGACAGUCUGCAUAGCCGUUUUGCGUCAACACGUAGUUGACUCGCUUAGAUCACUUUCGUCAAAGUUCAGGAGCUGCGAAGGUCAAGCGAUCGAACCCGAAUUACCCUUUCGCCGCCUUGUCUUCCCAAAACCUUAUAAAAUUCUUUGACUACCGAAUAGCGGGUGAUUAUGGCGACGCCUGGGGACGCCGCGUUGCCCAUGGAGCCCCCAGCUCCGUCUCACAACAUAGCUCUGUUCUUCCAUGGAUUCUUCAAGGUGGUAGCUGUCGUCUGGUACUGGAUAUGCACCAUUGUCAGCAACUCCUUCAUCAUCAAUUUCGUAGUGUGCAUUGUCCUGUUGGCGCUCGACUUCUGGACGACAAAGAACAUCACCGGCCGCUACCUAGUGGGCUUACGAUGGUGGAACGAAGCAAACGACACUGGGUCCGCUUGGAGGUUUGAAAUGCUACCAGAGGGCACGCGGACCGUGUUGCCUCGUGAGAAGCGGCUGUUCUGGACAGCCAUGAUGGCGGCAACCGGGCACUGGAUCCUGGCAACCGUCAUUGCCGUAUUCGGCCUGUCGUCGUACAUCAUUGUGUCCAUCAUGGGGCUGCUUUUCAGCGGCAGCAACCUGUGGGGCUACUUCAAGUGCAGUCGGGAGGCGCAGGCGGACCUGAAGGGCUACAUUAACAACACCUCCAAUUCCCUCAUGCAGGGAGCCAUCAAGCAGCAACUCAACCAAGCGGUUAACCGGGUUUAAAGGGGGGGUCGUAAACCGGGUUUAGGGUUGGGUUAGAAGUUGCCUUAGCCGGCGUCUUGGUCGUCUGCUGCGGGUGUGCGUUGCCAACGCAGCAGGGGGUUUUGCAGCAGGGCUUGAACUGGGUGUUGCGGCCCUAUUAGCUGCCGGGAGGUUUCCGGUUGGUGUCGUUAUGCAGGUAUGGAAAGGGGGUUCAUGAGUAGGCAGAGGUAGGAGGCGAUUCAGACGAGCUGCCUGUUCCCUGGAGACGCAACUGAUGCGGCUGUGUGGAUGGUAACAUUUCGGAUGUUAACUCAUCGUACACUAACU